This is a messenger RNA of Salvia miltiorrhiza (redroot sage), 1925 nucleotides long. RefSeq names its product F-box protein At3g07870-like. Gene Ontology annotation, molecular function: protein binding. The record is from RefSeq and is a predicted model, not a curated record. Lineage: Eukaryota; Viridiplantae; Streptophyta; Magnoliopsida; Lamiales; Lamiaceae. The transcript is spliced from 3 exons. Bases 419 to 1621 code for a protein of 400 amino acids.
UUGCUCGAUAUUGAAUUAGUUCAAAUUAUUCGAUAUUAUCAUAUUAGUAUUGUCAUAUGGACGACCAAACAUAAUCUACCAAAUCGACUACAUAUCAAACUGAGCCCAUCCAACUUAUCAUGUGAUUAAAUCUAAUCUUAUCUAUCAAAUCGACUACAUUUAAAUGAUAGGUGGUUAAUGUUCAAAGUCUGAAGUUCUGGGUUCGAGUAAACGGUUGUGCGAUUUUUAAAAUAUUUUUAUUUACUUGUGUAAUUUAUCAAAAAAAGUAAAAUAAAAUUAUUUCAUUCAAUGUUAUAAAUUUAUUUCAAUGUUGACGUUGAUUUGGUAAAAUCUUCCGCAGGACGUCUUCGGGUCCUUGUUGACUGGUUCAAGUCGUAUACGAGAAGUCUGAUGUCGGUGAGUGUGUUUAUACAUACAUAUGCAUAGACAGAGCAAUCACACCACCACCACAAAAAUGAAACGAGAUUUCUUCACAAAUUUACCUUCAGAAAUCACCAUAAACAUCCUCUCAAGACUCCCACUUGGAGGCAUCGCAAUGAGCAAGUGUGUUUGUAAGCCAUGGCUUCAUCUGCUCGCUACCGACGACUUCAUCAAAUCCCAUCUUGCUAAAUCCACCCCCGCCCUAGCUGUCUUGACUUCGUCUUCCUGCACAGUUUUCGAAUUCGAAGACCACCAAAACCUCGACCGCCACGAUCUUCACUACAAUCCACUCAUCAAAUUCGAUCUCCCUCACGCCGCAGGGAUACAGGACUCCGCCAACGGCCUGCUUUUUCUGUCCAUGUCUGAAGCUCACUACGUGUGCAAUCCGAUCACCCGUCAAUAUGCUGAGCUCCAUUACCCUAGAGAAAUAAUCCGAUCAUUUCCAAAGGUAGUCAAUUAUCCCGAGAUUCUCAGCGGGUCUCUCCACUCUUAUCCACAAUCCGUCACUUAUGGUUUCGGCGCGAGCAGAAUAACCGGCCAACACAAGGUUGUUCAAAUCUACCACGAUUCCGUCAUUGUUGACGGAGGAAUAAGAACAAUUCCAGAAUCCGAAUGUCACGUUCACACGCUCGGAACGGGGACGUGGAGGCGCGUGAAGCCCGGGGCCCUACUCGAGUACUCUCCCCGUUCCUCAUGCGUGUUCCUCAACGGCAAUCUUCACUGGGUGGCAUCGGAUUCCGACGACAGGUUGUGGAUUUCUUGCUUUGAUCUUGAAACAGAGCGUUUCAGCUCCUUUUCGACUCCUCCCCUUCAUCAAGGGAGCUUCGAGCUCAUCCCGGGGCUGUCUACUUUGGGGGGUCGCCUGUGUUUAUGUGAUCACACUAGGGAAGUUGAGACUGUUAUUUGGGCGAUGAAGGAAUAUGGGGUCGAGGAAUCCUGGACAAGGGAAUAUGUGAUCAACUUAAAUGAAGAUGAUCUUGAUAUUGAAGGCUUUGAGCUUGUUUACCCUAUUAAAGUUUUCCAAGAUGCUGACAUUUUGAUGCUGCGAGAGAACGGCCAGCUCUUCUACUACUCCACCAACACCGGAACUGCUAAAGAUAUUGGUAUCUUUGAUGUGGAUUCUUUCGUCACCGCGAUUCUUCUCACUCCGAGUUUUCUUUCACUCAAAAGUUUGGGAAUGAAGAGUGUUGUCUCGUUUUGAUUUGUUAAGAAUGCGGAUCUCCGUUGCUUUUGCAAUAGAUAUAACGUAUGUUAUGUAUUGAUUAAUGCUGCAUAUUAAGAGCGUGUAACGUAUGUUAUGUAGCAUAUUAAGAGCGUGUUUGAUAUUGGCUAAUACAUUGUAUUAGUUAAUUUAGGGGGUAUAGAUCAGUCUAGAGUUUGGUACUCCCUCCGUCCCAUGAUUCAUGGCUCAAAACUUUUCGGCACGGGUAUUUAGGAGAGUUAAAGUGGUGGUAAAAGUAGUAGGGACCGCAAGAUUAAGGUAUUUCUUUCAACUAUUUUAUUCC